Molecule: messenger RNA, 1685 nt
Organism: Ipomoea nil (Japanese morning glory)
Lineage: Eukaryota; Viridiplantae; Streptophyta; Magnoliopsida; Solanales; Convolvulaceae
Product: protein disulfide-isomerase-like
Exons: 12
Coding region: 36-1541 (501 amino acids)
Biological process (GO): response to endoplasmic reticulum stress; protein folding
Cellular component (GO): endoplasmic reticulum
Molecular function (GO): protein disulfide isomerase activity
Source: RefSeq, a predicted model, not a curated record
CGUUUUCAGACAAAAAAAACCUUGACUGUUUGACCAUGGCGAUGAGCGCUUUCAGUGGCAUUUCCGUAAUUCUAACAUUUCUUCUCCUCGCCGUAUCCGCAGCGAGCGCUCAGGGGGAGGACGAACAGAAGGAGCACGUCUUGACGUUGGACCACACGAACUUCACCGAAACUGUGUCUAAGCACAAAUUCAUCGUCGUCGAAUUCUAUGCUCCCUGGUGUGGACACUGCCAGAGACUUGCUCCAGAGUAUGAAAAAGCAGCCUCCUUGUUGAGCAGUCAUGACCCUCCCAUAACACUUGCAAAAAUUGAUGUGAGUGAUAAAGUAAACAGCGAAAUUGCUACCAAAUUUAAGAUCCAGGGUUUCCCAACCAUUAAGAUCUUACGCAGUGGAGGAAAUGCUAUUCAAGAAUACAAAGGUCCUCGUGAGGCAGAUGGUAUAGUUACUUAUUUGAAAAAACAAACUGGUCCCUCGUCAGCUGAAAUCAAGUCAAGGGAAGAUUCUGCAAAGCUUAUAGAUGAGAAAAGACUCUUUGUUGUUGGUGUGUUUCCAGUAUUCUCUGGGGAAAGUUUCCAGAACUUCUCAAUUCUAGCUGAAAAACUACGAGGUGACUAUGAUUUUGGUCACACCCUUGAUGGCAAACUCCUCCCACACGGUGGACCAGUUGACAAGCCAACACUCCGGCUACUUAAGCCAUUUGAUGAGCUGUUUGCAGACUUCCAGGACUUCCAUGUUGAUCAAUUGGAGAAAUUCAUUGAAGAAGCUAGUAUCCCUACUGUGACUAUUUAUGACAAAAAUGAAGAAAAUAUUCGUUUUGUUAAAAAGUUGAUCUACAGUCCCGACACUAAGGCUCUGUUGUUUGUAAACUUCAGCCGUGACUUUGAUGCUUUCAAAUCAAAAUACCAUGAGGUUGCAUCAGGUUAUGAGAGAAAGGAAAUAAGAUUUCUUUUGGGAGAUACAGAGGCCGCUGCUGGUGUCCUUACGCACUUUGGACUGAAAGCGGAUCAAGCACCUGUAAUCUUAAUACAGUCCACUGAUGGAAAAAAUUAUUUGAAGCCAAAUGUGAAACCCGAUGAUAUUGCAUCUUGGGUUAAGGACUACAAGGAGGGGAAAUUGAAGCCAUAUAUAAAAUCCGAGCCUAUUCCCGAAGUCAACAAUGAACCAGUUAAGGUGGUUGUUGCUGAUAACCUGGAAGAUUUCGUGUUUAACUCGGGGAAGAAUGUUCUGAUAGAAUUCUAUGCACCCUGGUGUGGCCACUGUAAGAAACUGGCUCCAAUCUUGGAUGAAGUUGCAGUUUCAUUCGAGAACGACCCCGAUGUCACGAUUGCAAAAAUGGAUGCAACUGCAAAUGAUAUCACGAGUAAUAGAUUUGAAGUUGAAGGGUUCCCAACCCUAUACUUCGUAUCUGCAAGUGGUAACUUGGUCAAAUAUGAAGGGGAUAGAUCAAAAGAGGACUUUAUUGACUUUAUCCAGGAAAAUAGGGAUAUACGUAGCAAUACAGACUCUGCUGCAUCAAAAGAACCAGCCAAGGAUGAGCUCUGAUCUGAGGAGGAGGUUUGAGUCUUUAGUUUUUACAAUAGCAUGGGACUGAUGGGAGGAUUCGUUCAAGUUAUUUUUUGUUUUUCAUUUGUAAUAGUUUGGAGUUAAAAACAACAUAUUGUGUAAUUUACUAUAAGGUUUUUGGAG